This is a messenger RNA of Girardinichthys multiradiatus, 7138 nucleotides long. RefSeq names its product protein shisa-6 (gene shisa7a). Gene Ontology annotation, cellular component: postsynaptic membrane; AMPA glutamate receptor complex; dendritic spine membrane. The coding region runs from base 1958 to 4045 and encodes 695 amino acids. NCBI's taxonomy places the organism in Eukaryota, Metazoa, Chordata, Actinopteri, Cyprinodontiformes, Goodeidae. Gene Ontology annotation, biological process: regulation of short-term neuronal synaptic plasticity; regulation of AMPA receptor activity. The record is from RefSeq and is a predicted model, not a curated record. The transcript is spliced from 6 exons.
CGGGUCUCGUCGGCGUUAAGUCUGACGGACCAAUCAGAGCGCUCCGCCACUGACGGACCUCCGUGAGGCCAGGCGCAGUUAGUUAGGCACCGAACCCAGAGGAACCAGCGUCAGUCAGUCAGUCAGCUCCAGCUUGAGAAAGUUAAAUUGAGACUCUGGCGUCUUUUUUCCCCUUGGAUAGUUAUUCUGAAAUUUCCGAUGUGGGGUGCAGUUAAAUUCUCACAGGUUUGAGAAAAUCUGAGAACAUUUCGUUUUUUCCCCCUUUUUUGUCUACCCCUAUGAUGGAUUAUCAAUACGCCUAAUGGAGAGGAAACAAAACAGAGAUCGGAAGUGCUUUUGAAAACCAAAAAACAAAACAAAACAACAACUAAAACAGGUGACACAUCUAGCAGCAGCGGUUCAAUCUGUCCUCAUCAUCUUCUGCCACGAUAACAGGCUGCCAUCAGAGGAGCGCGGAGAUGUACAGUGCGCAGGCUCUCCUCAGCAUCCAACCCCAGAGCAGCGCACAGAUCUGAUUGUCGACUUGUUAACCCGGAGAGUAUUCUGGAAACCAAGCUCCUAAGAGACGACAAGAAAAUAACUCCCCCUCCCCCCUUUCAAAGAAAACUGUAUUGGAACAAUAGUCGGUGGACCUUGUGGGUCUCUUUUAAUUCCACAGCAGAACCCUCCUAGGAAGGUUUGAGGAGCAUAUAAGUGAAACAAGUGGAGCCCUGGGUGAUUUCAACGUUCCGUCUCCCCCAUCUGUGCCUACAUCCUCUGCUACAGAUAGGGACGUUUUGAUAAUUACAUAUAAUUAUAAUUUCUGUGGGAGACAGAUCUGCCUCUGUCUAUUAUUGCCAACACCUUCAGUACAAUAACUUCACACAUUUACAUAUCUCUCAACAAAAGUGAUAUUCUUUAAACCCCCCGGAAAUAAAUCAGGAAUAAUUCUGCUCCGACUGAAAUGUCACAUGCAAAAGCAAUGUGCCAUUCAUCUCAUAUCUAAUUUAGGAUACUGCUGAGUGACAAGGGUAACUUUUUUCUUUUUUCUGCCACAAAAAUCUGAUUAAAAACCAUGGGAUUUAGCCCUUGUUGCUCCAUGUUUUACAGGCUGGGAGUCAUUCUUCUACUUCAUGCGUGCUCAUAAUUUUUUUUCUGCCUUCUGGCACAUAAGCAGAGCCUUCCUCAUUAUCACCCACAGUUCGGUCACAGUAACGGCCUGUGCCAGGCAAGAGCUGACCAAACUGAUCCCGAUGGAGUUCUCUGAAAUGAACUUGCAUUAAUGGACAAUAUUGAUCCACGUUGCAGUCGCUCACUUUCAGAUGAUUGUUUAAAGGGCAUAAAAUCCCCAAAGCUGUCAGAGUUUUAUUCGCAUACAGUACUUCUAAUGUUACUAUCUGCUUAGAAGACAAUUAAGUGCUAAAUGUAGAACGUGCCAAAUUUAACUAGUUACCAGAAGAUGAAGAGAACAGACAAAACACUCCCUGUGAACCAUUUCUCCAGUGCUAGAGUCAGCAGACGAAUGUACAGGAACACCAUAUUUUACUGAAUAAAUUUGCUUUUCAUUUUUUAAGGACUUUUGUGGCCAGAAAUUGUGUCCAACAAGUUUUUUUUAAAAGAUAUGAGAAUAAAGCUAUUAUGCUUUUGGGGCUCCUUCAUAAAAAGCAAUUAAAACAAUUUUAUUAACAUUAUCAUUAAAUACUGACACACACACACACACACACACACACACACACACACACACACACACACACACACACACACACACUCUCACAGAUAAAUUGACAGAAUUAGGCUUUUUUGAGAAAUGUUAUUAUUUAGCAUCCCUGUAUGAAACCCAUGAUACAUCUCUGAUAUCCAGUAGGCUGUACAUUAAUUUUUUCACAUGGUAUUUUAGUGGGUUAAACUGGAAAAGCAGACAAAGCUUUGUAACUACAUUGAAUCAACAACAGAAAAUAGGUGUCUUAGUCAUGUAAAAAUGACGCCCACCACCUAUCUCAGAGUCCUCGCCGUCUCCCUGCUCUCUAUCUUCGCUGCCCCACUUACCAGUGCAGUGGAGCCCUCUUCAUACCCCCCUCCUCAGCAUGUAGACCGCUCAGGGAGACCGUUCACAGAGCAGCCAGACACCGAUUCCAGCUCCUCUCUCCUGCUCCUUGCCAUCCAGGCCAAUGCUAGGCCGGCUGCUCUCCGAAGCAAACCUAAAGCCCCUGAGGAGCUUCAAGACACCUCAGAGGGUGCUCUGGAGCCGCUUCCAAAACCCCUGGCCCAGGUGAAGUUUCCUAAGAAUGCAACCUCUUCAGAGGGCCUAGGAGAGCAUUUCGGGGCAGCCCACAUCCCACCUCGCAUUAUGGAUGGAUGGACGGAUGUAUGUUGGGGUUACUACGACGUGAUGGGACACUUUGAUAGUGCUUUCAACUGCUCCAAAGACUCCUACAUCUACUGCUGCGGAACCUGCCACUACCGGUUCUGCUGUCCAGAGCGAAGCCGCAAGCUGGACCAGGACAGCUGCAAAAACUAUGACUCUCCAGACUGGGCCAAGCCGCAGACGGACGCCAUGAUCAUACCCGAGGACCUGGGUGCCGACCCCGACUUUGAUCCGCUGAAACAGCAGAGCCACAACACGGGAUUCGUCAUCGGCGGCGUUGUUGUGUUCAUGGUGGCUGUCGCCGUGGGCAUCAAGGUGAUUUUUAACAAGGUCCAACAGGAGGCCAACCAAAGGGACCUGAAUAUGCCCAGAGCCCUGGUUGACAUGUUGCGCCACCAGUCGAGCCCGGUCCAGCAGGACGAGAGAAACAACAGCGUGGCUCUGACCGUAGGGGACGGACAGGGGACGCUGGGAAGAGCUCCGAAAAAUCUCUACGCCCCAGGAGUGCCCAGCAAGGACAACAGAUUGGGCAAUCUGCAGCACAAUUUCAUCCACUCGUCAGGCUCCAGCCCCAAACACACUGCAACUAUCGAACGCACCCCUCGGAUGAACAACGCUCAGCUGGCAGCUGGAGGCACCCUGCUUUCCAGUAAACACAACAACACCAAAUCCCAGCCUUCCUUCCACCACUCGCUGCACAACCUGGCCCAGCUGCCGCCCUCUUAUGAGAGCGCCACCAAGCCCGAGCUCAACAGAUACUCCUCACUCAAACGCCUCGAGAAAGGACUUGAUGAGUACUCGUCUGGUUACUGCACCACCAAGCGCCGACCCCACACAGCCCAGCCGGCCCUCCAAUCCUCCCAGCACCACCUCCACUGGGGUGGAGACUACACCCUAAGUGGGAGAGGAACCCUUCCCAGGCACGCAGUCCGUCCCUGGAUCCCGCCGCCUCCGUCUGGCAUGCCUGCCUCUCCCACUCCCAAUCCAUACCCUCUCGAUCCUCCUGAGCCCCAGUACAAUCCCAACUACGACACUCUCUCCAAGCCUCCGAGGAAAGUAAAGUCCACUGACCAGCUGCUCAACAUGGGUGACGUACCAGGCAACACUGGGACCCUGUCUCGACUGGCUAAGAACCAGCAACACCAGUACCACCAUGCCAUGGCUGUCUCCAACAAGAAUUCCAACAUGCAAACCCUGACCAGGAAGACCCAGGACAGGCAGGAGAGACAGGAGAGGAUGCUGAUGUCUCCGGACCACUUGGAGGAGAGGAUGGGGGUCGGCGGGAUGGGAGUCGUGGAUCCCUAUGCCCACACAGGAACUGGCAUUGUUCCCACGCUGCCGCGCCAGCAGAAGGCCCAGUCCCAGCAGAACGUGUGCGCUACACCUUCCCUCGACCGGCACCACAUGAUCAAGAUGAACUCUCACCCCACAUCUGGGCGGGAGCAGGAGAGGAGCACGGGCAUGACUGGCCACAUGAGCGGGGGCGUGGGCUGGUCGGGAGAGAUGCCCGGAGCCGGGGUAGUCAUGGGAACGGGAACGCUGGGGGGCCACAGCGCCAGGAGGAUGGCUUUUGCAGCAAAAAGGCAGAACACCAUUGAGCAGCUACACUUCAUACCAGGAGGGGGCGGCGGGGGGUCUGCAGGAAGCGCAGGAGGCAGUCAGGGAAUCAGGACGGGAAGUAAGAACGAGGUGACUGUGUAAGGUCUGUGCCUAGAGUAGAGAAAAGCCCUUAGACGUAGGGGAAUAGAUCACCCUUCUGCAUUUAACUAUUAGAUACAACUACAACAAAUAAAACUAGAAGUAUACAGUAGUAACAGUAACGUAUUUAGGCUAUACAAAAUUGUGUUCUCUUGUAAUCAAAUUAGCUUGAAUAUGACUACUUAUAAAGCUAAGAGUCUAGGUGGGGACACCUUUGUGAUAGCCUACAUCAGCCAUAUUUUGUAACCGAUUUUUGCCAUAUCGCCAUAUACAGCAGUGCCAUUACACGUAGAAGGACUGGACUGGUGAAACAAAACCAACAGAGGAGUUGUUCAUGGUUUAGUUUAUAUAUAUAUAUACAUAUACACAUAUAUAUAUAUAUAUUUAUAUAUAUAUAUAUAUAUAUAUAUAUAUAUAUAUAUAUAUGUUUUUAAAGAAGUACUCAGGAGCCAUAUUAGAUGUUGAGAACGAGACAUUAAAAAACACAUUUUAAUGAAGCAGAGGACUUCAGAGGACAGAGCCAACUAUCUGGACUGAUGUCGAUGUGUUAGGCUGAGGAAACCUGAUCAGUCUCAAAGACCAUUGUGCCUGCAUGGGGAAGGAUUUUGGAUAUUUUACAUUUUGCAGAACAAAACCUCAUCCUGACACAAAGAGACUGAACUGUGCUUCUUGCUCCAUAACUGGGUGGAGGAGGCUGUUUUCCAGCAGGACUCCUCACCAGAUUUCAAACAGAGGACGGACCCAAAAUUAACAAUCCAACACCUGGGUUGCCUAAUUUUCCACGUGACCUUAGAUUUUAAAUCAUCAGAGGAAUGCACACUCUGACCAUUGCUACACUACAAGGAAGCUGAUAUUCAAGGUGAUAUAAGGUCAUUUUCAUGGGCUGAAGGUUGCCCUGGUGUUUCCAUUUAUCGAUCAGGCCUUACCAAAUAUACCAAGCCAUCUAUUUUAAUAUUACCCAAAAAUAAGUGGUUACUCUAAAGCAUGUGUUCAGUUUACCUCCAGAGAAGCAACUCGUUGUGUAGUGCGUUUGUAUACAAAGAGCACAAAGAGGUUACACUUACACAGCUGUCCUACAAAGCCAUCUUUUUGGGGAUACAAAGGAAAUAUUCACCCUGGAAGUUGGUCUGACAAUCACCACUUAUUUAGUAUCACACUUGAUAUAAGCCAGUUAUUUUUUCUGCAGUCAAAGGAUUGACUUUGGAACAAGCCUGUGAGAAAAUAAUCCUCAGAGUGGGAUGAGAGACUCGGACGGUUAGGAAGCCCUUCACAUCUUCAAGACAAAGAACUUGCUGUAUCAUAAUGCACUUCAGCCAGUAUAGGUUAGAAAAAAACAUAAAAAAGUAGAAAAAAAAAUCUUCAUCAAUAACAACGCUUAUCAAUACUAAGGGCUAUCCUAUAUACUGUAGUAUGUGAUAUCUGUGGUCCAUAUAAAAUGCUCUCUCUUUCUAUCGAUUUUUUGUGUUGAUAUUGUCAUGACGUAUCAAGUAUUAAUGUGUAGGAACAAAAAAAAUAACCAACAACAUAAAAACAAGAGCAAUUUAAACACAGUUCCAAGAGAAACACAGAGACAAAACUUUGCACAAACCAGUCCCCUGAUAUUUGCACCAGACACGAGCACGCUCCGUGUCGUGUCCUCAAGGUUUACAUUCUGCACGAGCUCGGCCGAGAGCGCGACUGAUCUACGGAAGAGGGUACUGCAUUGAGAGAAGAUUUAUUUUUGUUCCUUAUUUUUUAUUUUUUCUAUCAAGUGAAAUCAGAGGUAUAUACGUGGGUGAAGAAAGGAACGUUUCAGCUAGAGGAUACAAAGAGGCGAAACGCUGAAGAACAGAAACACACGACUCCAUUUGGACAAUCUUCCUAUACACAGUGAUAAAUGUAGUUGUUAUAAAUAUGAUGGAGUGUUCUUAUUAGUAAUUAUUAUAACUGUUAUGGUUAUUAUUAACAAUUAUCUUAUGAUGUGAUGUUCUUUUUCUUGGUGGGAUUUAAGUGUUUAUUGUUUUUAGAUGAAUUUACAUUUUCAUGACUAGUUUUAUUUAUUAUUUCGGUCAUUAAGAUUUUGAGAAGACUCCAAACCUCGAUGCAUGCCAGCUCCAUUUCAUUGAGAGGCACUGACAAUGCAUGCCUGGCAUUUCUAAAGGGUCGUUAAUGCUUCAAAUGGCCAACCCUCCAGCUGUAUGUACCGUGCCUAGACAUCAGCCUUAUGACUUCUUUGUCUCAAGUAAUUACUUAGGUUUCCACUCGGGUACAAAAAAAUGUAUGGAACAAUUCUGCAGCCUUCUAGCUCGACGUGCAUUGAGAGAGUUUCGAACAAGUCUCUUCUGCAGUGGCCUGACUGGCUAACCUAUGAUGGGCUGUACGCACAAACCCCUACGAUGCCAUAAUGUAUGUAUGUUCAGAUGAAUGUUUACUACAGAGGGAGAGAGCUAGAGGUCUACCCAGAACCCUGAUAGCUUUGAAGUGCAGUGUCUUUUUUCAGGGAAAUAGGACAGACAACGUACAAGUUGUAUUUGAUUUUUUUAACAUAGAGCCACAAAAAGGUCUGUAGCAAAGUCUGUAAUAUCUCACAAGCCAUAGCCAUCGAAACUCAUCAUCACGAUUUUAUAAAUGGUUAAUCUAAUUUGUGCAAGUAUUGUAUUUUGUAUAGCUAGUACAAUCAGAAUAUUUUGAGUGAUCUCUUCAACAUUAAUUUGAGGAUACAAAAAAAAACCUUACGUGUUAGUAUCUAAUGAACUGUACAGUGCCAAACUCAUAACAUUUUGUUGUCUUUUUAUUCUCAUAGCAUCCAUGUUGGCUACAGGGGUUAUUUCUUUUUAUCACAAAGGCGAACAGGCAGGUACACUGAAAAGCUUGCUUAAUUCGGAGAGAAAUGAAUGAAUAUGGUGCGCAUUUUUACCAUGAUGAAUUAAUUUCAAAGGGAAAAUGCAUAAAGACCAUCUGAAAUGGACAGGAUAGAGUGUCCAGUAAAGAAGAUUUAUGGAUUUAUUUUAAUGCUGAUAGAUUUAAACACAAACCCAUUUUGUUAUUGUUAAAUGCAUUGAUUCCCUUGGAUACAACAGUGACAAAGAAUUUGUAUAAUAAAGUUGGUGGGAAAAA